AAAUUAAUCUUUAGUAAAAUAAAAACCACUUGUGUCAUUUCCAAAAAAAUGUUUCAUCGUAAAUUAUUAAUAUUAGGUUGUAUAUUUUUCGUAAGUGUACAAGGGCAUUCUACGGAAAUCAGCUCUGAAGAUGAAUACGAUCAAACACGUUAUACAAUUGAGGGAAAAGUAUUUCCACCUGAUAUUCCAUUAACACCAGCAAAUUGGCAAGUUAAUACAAAAUUAAUGGUGAAUGGAGGAGAAUAUUUGGGAUUUAUUAAAGAAGAUGGAACAUUUGUGAUACAUAAUGUACCUGGAGGUUCGUAUAUUUUGGAAGUAGUGAAUCCCGAUUAUGGAUACGAACCUGUUCGCGUUGAAAUUAAUUCCAAGGGUAAAUAUCGUGCACGAAAAGUUAACUACAUUCAAACAUCACAAGUUAUUCAAGUGCCAUAUCCUUUGAAAAUGAAACCUAUGGGUCGUAUGCGAUAUUUCCAAGUUCGUGAACAAUGGCGUGUCACCGAUUUCUUAUUUAAUCCAAUGGUGUUGAUGAUGGUUCUACCAUUAGUUUUAAUUAUGAUCUUGCCAAAGAUGAUGAGUGAUCCAGAAACAAAGAAAGAAAUGGAACAGUUUGGUAGUCUUACUGGUAAAUUUGAGAUGCCUGAAAUGUCGGAAAUAAUGACCACAUGGUUCCCUGGUUCCCAAACUACAAAGCAACAAAAAGCUAUAAAAAGUACCAAAAAACGGCAGUAAAUAUAGUUCAAAAUUUCAAGUUGUAUCUGUGUUAAUUAUUUAGGAAAAUAAUUGUGUUUUUUGUAAUUGAGAUUUUAUUAAAUAAAUUCUUAUUUAUUGUUUUAAAAA
Chrysoperla carnea is the source of this 837-nucleotide messenger RNA. RefSeq names its product ER membrane protein complex subunit 7 (gene EMC7). The record is from RefSeq and is a predicted model, not a curated record. Bases 49 to 729 code for a protein of 226 amino acids. Lineage: Eukaryota; Metazoa; Arthropoda; Insecta; Neuroptera; Chrysopidae. Gene Ontology annotation, cellular component: EMC complex. The transcript has a single exon. Gene Ontology annotation, molecular function: carbohydrate binding.